Molecule: messenger RNA, 333 nt
Organism: Staurois parvus
Lineage: Eukaryota; Metazoa; Chordata; Amphibia; Anura; Ranidae
Source: the annotation of a GenBank genome assembly
AUGGAAUCCAGCAAAGAGACUCGAUACUGUGCCGUGUGUAGUGACUAUGCAUCUGGGUAUCAUUAUGGAGUCUGGUCAUGUGAGGGCUGUAAGGCUUUCUUCAAACGAAGUAUACAAGGCCAUAAUGACUACAUGUGCCCCGCAACCAAUCAGUGUACCAUCGACAAAAACAGGAGAAAGAGCUGUCAAGCCUGCCGACUCCGAAAAUGCUAUGAAGUGGGGAUGAUGAAAGGGGGUAUGUACUGGGUGCAUUCAAUGAAACAGCCUCCAAAUGUGAAAAAUAUCCCACUUUGUUGUAAUCAAAGAAACCUAGGCUUUAGAGCAGUUAGUUAA